Molecule: messenger RNA, 5754 nt
Organism: Dimorphilus gyrociliatus
Lineage: Eukaryota; Metazoa; Annelida; Polychaeta; Dinophilidae
Source: the annotation of a GenBank genome assembly
UGAUAAUCUUUUACUUGGAAGAUAUUUUAAAUAUUUACUUUAUAUGUUAUGGGGCGAAAUUUAUUUAUUUAUUUAUUAUGUUUUUGGAUAGAAAAGAACCUCGUCUGGUUGGUUGUAGGCUGUGUUUUUUUUUCUUUUUACCUACAAACUAUUUAAGUGUGUAGCAGACUAAUUGAUUAUAAAUAAUAUGUUAUAAAUACUUUGGAGAGCAUUUAAUCAUUAGUUUUUACUUUAUUUUGGGGUUGAAGAAAAGCUCUUAUCAAUUUUCUGUCCGAUAAAGAUUGAUUAACAAAAAUUUCAAUUUGCUUAAAUGAAGAAAUAUGAAAAGAAAGGGAAUUCGUAUAAAGAUAGUCAGGCGGGAGACGUCUGGCGGCGAUAAACCGAAACUCAUUAUUUCGCUAAUAGGCCGCUCAUUUGGAUACAGUCCCAGAACGGGACAAACUGCUGUAAAACUCUCACAAAAUGCAGUUCUUUAAGCGCUUUUUGUGUUCGAAGAUUGAAGUUAAAAAUAAUUCAACUUUUACUUGCGUAAAUUGUGGAGUGUUGAUGGAAGGAAUCGUUGAGAAAAAGAAGGGAUUAUGUAAAAUAUUCGACUUGUUUAAAAGGAAGGACAAAGUUUAUAGUAUGUUUUUAUAAAGAAAAGGCAACUAGUUCCUAUAUAUAAUAUUUCACCUUUUCAUAUUUACUAUACCCUUUUAAUAUUCACGUGCAAUAAAGAAAAUUCAUUAGGAGAAGAGUAUAAAAGAAUAGAAAUAACCAAAAAGUAUUUUGUGUGGUAGUUUAAAAUGUCAAAGAGAAUUAACGGAUAUAUCACUUUUUGAUUUGUUUCGUAAUCGAAGAAAAUGGAAUCUCUUUUUUCUAGUUGCUAUUCAGUCUCUAUAUAAAAAAUUGAGGAAUACUUAGGAAAUGCAUCGCUGAGAAGCGGAAAGGAUUAUGUAGAUUAUUCGAUUUGUUUAGGAGGAAUGCUAUUACAGAAGGACGAAUUGGGGUUUCUUUUUUUUUUACAUUGAUAAUAUUUUCGUGAGUUUAUGCUUAGAAGCUAAAAUUGGUUUGUUAGUACUCUUUUCUAAAGUUAAAUAAGGAAUAUUUCAGAUAUUCAGAUCGCUUCUCCACCAAGAAAUGUGGGAAUUAAUCAUUUAGAUUAGUGAUCAUGACUUUGUCAUUUACUUCCUUUUUCGACUUCCAAAAUGUCGAAUAUAUCCGAUCAAUUUGACUUUGAUAGACGUGUUUAUUUUUUAAAGGAAAAGAUUGUGUAGAAGGUUUUUGUGGAAAGUUUCAGAAUGGCUACAAUUCUGAUAGUCACAAUUAAUACUGUUUAAGAAUCUCCGUAUACCAUUAAUGUCAACUUAAUUUAUUAAAAAAAUUCGUCCUUAGCAACGCUUCUAAUUGUUGACUUGUUUUUUUUUAGUUAUACGAAUUAAUGGACAUAAUAAGUUACCAAAACCUCAUGGAUUUGAUGCUACCUCUAGUAUAUUGAGUUCAGACUUAGAAACGACGAGUUUUGUUGAUUCAGAAGAUGAUGCCUACAGUCGGUUCUCUUCGGCCACUGAUACAACGUGUUCAGCGUACAUGCAACGAUAUCGCCAAAGGCGUCGACGGCGUCAUCGACCGCCACCAAUUAGUCGAGCCUCCUCCUUCUCGUCCAUUACCGAUUCAACUAUGUCCCUUAACAUAAUUACCGUCACUUUGAAUAUGGAUACCAUCAACUUCCUUGGAAUAAGUAUAGUUGGACAGAGUAAUAAAACAGGAGAUGGUGGUAUAUAUGUUGGCUCAAUUAUGAAAGGAGGAGCCGUAGCUCAAGAUGGGCGAAUUGAACCUGGUGAUAUGAUAUUGGAAGUCAACGGUGUCAGUUUUGAGAAUAUGAGUAACGACGAUGCUGUUCGUACUCUUAGGGAAUCCGUACUCAAACCUGGACCUAUAACGCUAGUCGUGGCUAAAUGCUGGGAUCCCAAUCCAAAAGGUUACUUUACAGUACCCAGACAAGAACCUGUCCGGCCAAUAGAUCCUGGUGCAUGGAUAGCACAUACUACAAAUGCUCUCCAGGGACGAUAUACUAGUACAUCUUCCAUGACAUCGUCGAAUCCCGAUUCCGAACGGUCAAUUCAGAAUCUCACAGCAGAUGCUGAUAUGACAACUGUAGUUAGAGCUAUGGCCCAGCCUGAUUCUGGUUUAGAUAUCAGAGAUAGACAAUGGCUAAAAAUAACAAUACCUAACGCUUUUAUCGGUUCAGACCUAGUCGAUUGGCUGAAUACGCAUGUUGAGGGAUUCGCAAGUAAGAAAGAUGCUAGGAAAUAUGCUUGCAACUUGCUUAAAGCAGGUUAUAUAAGGCAUACAGUAAAUAAAUUAACGUUUUCGGAGCAGUGCUAUUAUGUAUUUGGAGAUAUUUGUGGAGAUUUAUCAUCCUUGACUCUGGGGGAUAUCGAUUCUGUAUCCGAGGUUAACAAUGAAAGAGAUACGCUUGGACCUUUACCUCCACCGCAAUGGGCUCCCCACGGCUAUACUCAUAAUCCUUACGGGCCCUCACCCUUUGUACCACCUAACCCACAAGCCCCUAACUUCCUACCUCCCCCACCAAAUAUCAGACCAGCUGCUCCAAUGAUGAUGGGAGGAUUAGGAGUGGUAAAUACUGGUGGAGCGGACUCUGCCUCUUACGUUUCAAUGCCUCCUCAAGCAAACGGUGCUGAUGCUGCUACUAGCGUUUAUAGUGGAUCUGGUGGAAAAAACAAUGCUUGUGCAUGCUUCGUGUCUCAUACUUAUAAGCAGCUGAAAAAAUUAUGGAUUGACAAGGGUAAACAACAACAACUGCAGUGUCCACACGGAAAAACUUACAAAUUACCUUCCUACUUUGAUCCGGAUAUUGAUAGAUCGACAUCGUCUAGUUGCGGUUCGUGUUAGAUAUUUUAUUUUCACCAUCCCUCCUAAUCAUUUUUUUUACAUUCUCAUUUAUACCUCUCUAAUUUUGUUAUUUUUUAAUUAUAACUUUAAAUAACACUAUAAUCUGCGCCUUUUUUACACCUUCAAUUUAUUUUAUAUAUUUAUACCUACAUCUCAUUUUUCUACCAAAUGUUAAAGCUAUUUUUCUUCUUUACGUUGUUGUUUUGUUGUUGUUGUUGUUGUUGUUUUGACUUUGGCGGCAGUUCUGUUUUUCUUCAGGUCUUGAGAGACUUUACUUAGAUGUUUUAUUUAUUAAUUGAACAUAUAAACACCACACAAACACACAAAAUUCAAAGGUUGCACAAAUUACGUAUACUAUAUAAAUAACGGAAAUAUUAAUGCAUAUUUAACCUCUGAUGGGAAAAAAGAGUUAGUGAAGCGUUCUCAAGCAGAUGGCAAAAAUCGGAAAAUUCAAUUAGGUUCUUGCCAUUGAUUGAAAACGUUAUUAGCUUGACCUUUUUUCAAAAGCAAACCCAAUAAUUUGAUAAAUUAGUGAACCUUUGGUUAACUUAAAUUAUAGCUUAUUGAAAUGGGGAUUGUGUUGAUAGGAGCAACCUAUUAAUUCUUUUCAAAAAAGAGAGUGAAAAAAAAACAUCAAUCUAACUUUGCCCUUUACGCUUCUACCAUAAAAAAAUCAAGCGUCAAAGUUUUUUUUGUACACGAAAGAUAAAAGAUACAGUCAGAAUAGAAAAAAAAAGGCAAAGAGAAGGAAGUGGAGCGAGUACUGGGUGUGGGGAGAGAUAGACAGCAGCACACAGAGUAAAGUGAGAGACAGAGAAUAAAAAAAUGGGAAAAGCUUGCAUUUCUAUGAUAGACAGAGAGAAAACUGAGCAGGGAUCCGUUUAUUUCCAAUAGAGUUUAACAAUUUGUAUAAAAAAAGGGGGAAAAUAUGCAGAGAAUAUGAUAAUGUCAAACAAUGGGCCAAAAGCUGCUGAAUAUGAAUGAAAUAUUAUAAAUUUUGAAGAGCUAAGAUUUAAAACGUUAUUAGAAAAAAAGGCGAAUGAAAUGUUUAUUAGGUUAUAGGAUUUGAAGCUUAAUAACGUUUAAUUUCCGGUAUAGAGUACUAUAAAUAGUUUGGAUCGGAUUCUUAAGAAGAAUUUACUAAUUUCUUACUAAUGUACCUAAAUAUUAUUAGGAAGCAGCGCAUCGGAUCGAAGCCAAAAGAAGAUAGAAAUAAAGGAGCAAAUAAAUGUUCCCGAAGAAAGUGAUGGUAAUAAUAGCGUCGUUGAAAGGGCUUUACCCCCGCCUCCAAGGCAACUACAAUUGCAGAAUGAUGAUAUAUCGGCCAGCAGGCAAAGUUUUCGAUUAGCUAUGGGAAAUCCUUGUAAGUUUAUAUAUUAUUAAAUAAGACAUUUUCUUUCUAUUAAUAAAAACUUUUCCGUUCCGCUAAAUGUUUAUAAAAACAGGCAGGUAAAGUAUAAAAAUGGGAGGGACCUAUAUUGUUAAUUGCACCUAUCUUAUGCCUAUACUUUUUUUUAUCUACUAAAUGUUAUUUCUUGUACGUUAAUCAAUUAAAGCAUGAAUGUAAAGUGAACUUUAAAAGGUUAUAGAAAAUCGGUGUUUCUUCAACGGUAUAAGGAAAUAAUGAACAACUAUUACAUUUCUGUGUUCUAAAAUAGCCGAUUUUCAAAAGCAUUUAAAUGAAUAGUAUUAGCAAAAAGUAAUAUAAUUAGGACAAGAGAAAAAGAAAACAUAUAUGAAAUUUUGUUUUCCUUUUCUUUUCUCUCGCUCUCUUUUCUCUUUAUCUCUCAUUAUCUCCACUUGUUAAAAUCGUAUUAACUUUUUAUAUUUUUUUGUACAAAUAAGCAUAUUUACACAGCAUCUCUAUUUAUAUUUAUUAUAUUUAUUAUAUAUAUUUAUUCAUAAAAUUGACACGCUUAUUUUUUCCCUCUUCCAAAACUAAAACAAUCAAACAAACCAUUUAAUUGUAUUUAUAUAUUAAAUAUUUAUGUAAAUUUAUAUAUUAAAACAAAGCACUAUUAACCUUAGAAGAACUCUCUAAUUGACUAAUUCUCUUUCUAUUUCAUUUUCAACAGGCGAUGACUUUCAAGAUAUGGGCCGAAUCUAGUCCACACAGUAUUUAAUACUAUAUUUAAAACUAUUUAAAAACAAAAAAACAAAUAAGCCUCUAAAAGAAACGAAUGAUGAAGAAAAUAAGCCAAAUUGACUUAGACUGACUUUUUUUUUGCCUGAAAAUUAUUUAACUUUAUACUUUAUACUGUUUGUUUUUUAAAAAAAAAUUCAUUUAUCGACACUGUUCUCUCUCUAUAUAUAUAUAUCUAUAUAUAUCUAUAUAUAACAAAUAUGUAAAUCAUUUUUUGUUUUCGAUAUAUUUAUAAUAUCAUAGACAAAACUUUGAAAGGAAACAAAAGAAAACAAAUGAAAUUCAAAGAUGAAGAUGAAGAUAGCUUUUUUUUUGUUACUAUAUUUUUUCUUUUUAUUUUGAUUUAUAUCAUUUUACAUAUUUAUAUACAUAUAGAAAAAAGACAAAAACAAUACUAAACCUUUUUUUGCUGCAGUUGUACAAGAGUUAUAAAAGAAAAUAAUAAUACAGGAUUGUCGUGUGCAUCUUUUUUUUAUUUUGUUCUUUGGAUAGAAAUCAUGCUCUACCAAUAUAUAUAUAUAUAUAUACAUAUAUACUAAAAUAUAUAUAUAUAUGUGUAUAUAUGUGCGUGGACAGUUUGUUAUUUAUAUUUAAUGUUUAUAUUUUUUUAUCAAAUAAUUGGCUAUAUAUUCGGAUUUGAAUAAUUCCUUGAACAUUUUAUAACUAUAUAAAUAUUAUUGAAUUGAGUGUUCUAUUCUCUAAUUUAUUUGUUUACA